CUACGUCACUACCGUAAAGAAUCAGUACGCCAGGAAGACCGGAGUGUGCGCCGCUCGAUGAAUGAAACUGAACGGCAAAACUUCAUUAAUUCAUUCAACUUCUCGACGAAAUUUGACAGUGUUUGCCCCACAUUGCAUGCUAGCUGCCUCUACCAGCUACAGCCAGUUGCAGUGUGGCAUCCUGACACCUCUCCUCUUACUUCGCCUAUUCCCCUGUCUGUGCAAAGUGUGCAUGUUUGUCACCGUUGCUGGAAAUACUUGCUUAAAAGUGUGUGCACUUGUCUAUGAGCGUGCAUACCUAACUUGAGCUGCAGCAGUGUGUGUGUGCUUGUGUGUGUGAGUGACUAGCCUGUGUGAGCCAUGUCGGUGUCAGUGAUCAUAAAAUGGGGAGGUCAGGAGUACUCCAUCAGUUCUCUGUCUGAGGAGGACACAGUCAUGGACCUGAAACAGUCCAUUAAGACCUUGACUGGGGUGCUGCCAGAGAGACAAAAACUACUGGGACUCAAGGUCAAAGGUAAACCUGCUGAGGAUGAGGUGAAGCUGGGUUCUUUGAAGCUGAAGCCUAACACCAAGAUCAUGAUGAUGGGCACCAGAGAAGAGAGCCUGGAAGAGGUUUUAGCCCCUCCACCGGAAAAUGACGACGUUGUCAAUGAUUUUGACAUCGAGGAGGAGGUCAUUGAAGUGGAGAACAGAGAGGAGAACCUGGCUAAAAUAGCCCGCAGAGUGAAAGACUAUAAGGUGGAAGAAUUGAACCCUCCUAGAGAAGGCAAAAGGCUCCUGGUACUGGAUGUGGACUACACAUUGUUUGAUCACAAAUCAUGUGCAGAAACGGGUCAGGAGCUGAUGAGACCGUACCUUCACGAGUUUCUGACAUCAGCUUAUGAAGACUAUGACAUUGUCAUUUGGUCUGCUACAAGUAUGAAGUGGAUCGAUGCCAAAAUGAAAGAGCUGGGAGUGACAGACAACCCUAACUACAAGAUUACGUUCAUGUUGGACAGUGCUGCCAUGAUCACGGUACACACCCCUAAGAGAGGGGUUGUGGAGGUGAAGCCUUUGGGUGUGAUAUGGGGGAAGUACGGAGAAUUUUACAACAGGAAAAACACCAUUAUGUUUGACGACAUCGGACGAAACUUCCUCAUGAACCCGCAGAACGGAUUAAAGAUCCGACCCUUCAUGAAGGCCCAUCUCAACAGGGAGAAGGACAGGGAGCUCUAUAAACUGGCUCAAUACCUCAGAGAAAUUGCCAAGCUUGAAGACUUCAGUGGGCUCAACCACAAACAUUGGGAGAGGUACCUUUCUAAGAGGCAGCACCACUGAGGAGGAACUGCAGCAUCGGCAAGGACUUGGGCUGGAUUCAACCAUCCCAUCAUCCAGUUCUCGCACACAGAACACACGCGCACACACUUGGCUGUUACAAGUCCUCCAUCCCAAACCUUCCCUUAAAUCCGACACUAACUCCGCAGCUGCCAACAGUCAGAGGCGCAGGACCGAGAUGGGCUUCCCAGUUUAUAUAUUUGCAUGUUCUCUGCCCCUCCCUAGUCUGGAACAUUUUUUUAAAAUAAAUAUUUGCAUUUGCUACAAUAACACUGACAGCAAGUACCAGUCUGCAACACAGAUUGUAAAAUAUACCAGGUCUGAUUUGAGGAGUCCAACUCAACCACCAACUUAUGGUGUUCAGUCAGGUGUUUAGCAUACAUGAUGAAUUCCACAGUUGCCUGGAAGUGUUUGAGAUCUUUUGCACCACCAUUUUCACACAGCAGUAAACUGAAAACAAGGCACACUCUGCUGUGCAAGCCUCUCUGCUACACCAAGCAAGUAAAAACAGAUCCAAGAUAUCAUUUCGCCAUGCAUGGUUACGGUCAAUAAGUGGCGUUUUCCACCUCUGUAGGCAGCUGAAGUGUUACAUAUUGUGAAUGCUGAAGAGACAGAUUGACCACUGAUCAGGCAAAAGGCAUUUAACAGGAAAGAAUGAGUAAACGCAAGUAAUCUGAACGUGUUUCCAAGAAGUGAGGAUACAUUCAUAAUUUCAAAAAUAUGAUUUUCACGGCAUAUCUGGAAAGUCAGUUUCAUGUGAAUUGUAUUGAAGGAUUAAAGUGCUGGAAGGGAAGAAUCAAAAUCAAAGCUAAAUCUGCGUCCUUGAGCGUCGAACAGAUGCCUGCAACCUUCACAGUUUGACAUGCAAUAAUAUGCAAUAAUCCUUGAAGCUGCUGCGAGAUUAAAGGCUGUUGAUCUUGAGAGUGGCUCAAGCUAAAAUAUUUUCUUCAAAGCAAUUCUCUGUAGUGCAUGUUGUGACUGGGGGCGGAGGGGAUCCUUUGUUUUUACUUGUAUGCAGAGAUCACUGCACACAGGCUUGUGGGCUGGAUGUUGUUACAUUUACACACUGUGCACAGAAGUAGAGAAGUUUCCACAGGCCGAUGGGUGUUUGUGUGUAUUUGUGUUUUUCUGUGCAUGUCAUUGGUACAUGCCGACUACAUCGCUGACAUUUUGAAAACGGAUCAAUUCUAUUUUUUUAUGCAGAAGUCAUUAUGUUCUGUAGUUUCUUUAGAAUUUAAUUUGAAGGCUUUUGUGAAACCCAAACGUUAAUGAACAAAGUGAGGAUGAAGGAUGACGAUGGGAACGCAAGAAACUGACCGUACAAAACGUGCAUCGUGCGCUUUUUUUUCACAUUUCAGUAACUUUUGAAAUGCGUCAGCACUUAUUGUCAACAUUUAUUUUAAGUUAUGGAUGAAGGAGGGGAAUUUUAGGAGAAAGGGAAAGUUUGUCCCCCCUUAUAAGCAAGUAGUACCUGAAGCUCUUGUGAACAUCAGGGAUGUGAUUUUCCAGAUUUUGCCAGAUCUAAAGCUAUUUUAGAAAUUCAGUUCCUUUUUAUUUCUAGAGAAGAUUUCCUGAGAUCUGCUUCUUCUGUUGCCCUUAUCACAUGCCUGACAUCCUGGCUGUAAAUAUGACAAUAAACCUUUUUUGUACCUA
Messenger RNA from Acanthochromis polyacanthus (spiny chromis), 2967 nucleotides. RefSeq names its product ubiquitin-like domain containing CTD phosphatase 1 (gene ublcp1). Lineage: Eukaryota; Metazoa; Chordata; Actinopteri; Pomacentridae. Gene Ontology annotation, molecular function: protein binding; protein serine/threonine phosphatase activity. Gene Ontology annotation, cellular component: nucleus. The record is from RefSeq and is a predicted model, not a curated record. The transcript has 11 exons. The coding region runs from base 361 to 1317 and encodes 318 amino acids. Gene Ontology annotation, biological process: protein dephosphorylation.